UAGGCCAAUUGAUCGCGCUUGUCCGCGGGUAGCUACUUCGAGGAUGAAUUGCGCUGGUGGAUUGGUUUUUUUGGCGGCCUGUCUUGCCGCUGCGCUACAGUCCACCGAUGCAAACACAGUAAGCGCCGCAGCUCAGGAAACAGCCCAGCGGCACUCUACGGAAACAUUGGCAAACCUGUACACCGUGAUCAAGAACGUCGCGCUGCCCCCGCCUAGUGCUGAUGCCAGGGUAACGAGCCUACUCAGCAAAGGCUGGUUCUCUUGAUGCCCGGGAAAGUGCCCAGUUACUACGACUACUUCCCAGGUGAUGCGUACGAGGCCUACCUGGAGAAUCCGGACUACGGGUACACCGAUCAGCAGGUAACCAUCCCACCGCGGGUCAUGGAGAGCAUGUUCGCACUCGCUGACAUCAUCCCGGGACGCUAUCCGCUGCGAGGAGCGGAAACUGGGGAAAGUAUGGCCAUCAUCUACGAAGACAUCCUCAACAAGAUGGAAGUUAUAGGAUUUGAUAAGAAAACGCAGACCGAGAAACAGAGAUACGUGACGGCAAUUUCAUACCUCGCCGAAGAAAUACCUGACCCCUUGAACGUGACUCAAAACGUAACUCGUUUCCAACUAUAUCGCAGAAGUCAAGAGCUCUACAACACUAGGAGGCUAGAAAUGGAAGAAAGGAUUGAACGCGAGCGCACAAAUAAUCCAGGAAUCGCGUUUGAAAGGUGGUUCCAGCGAAACUAUCCCACACUAAAAUCUCAAGUUGAAGGAGCCUACACCGAAUGGUUGAUAUUUGGACAGAAAGAGAUUGUUGAACUGUACAAGAGCUAUUUGGAUGUGGAAUCUCCCGGGGUUGAUCUAGAAGAAGCUAGAAUGGCGUUGCGAGCAUCGGGCCUUUCUUCACUGGAUCGUACGAGAACUGUUUAUCCUGUGUCGUUCGUGCCGUCAAACUGGUACCGCUACCUCACAAACGUCACUGCAGUCGAUGAGGCCCAACAAAGGAGGCAGAGUUUGGAGAGGGAGAGUAGGGACGAGAUUCUGGUCAAGAUGGGAGAGCUCGAGGCCCAGAAAAAAGUCCUCAUUGCUUUGCAAGCAGGGGAACCAUCAGAAGAGCUGAAAAGUGAAUUUAGGAAACUGAAAAACACUCUUACAUCGUCCAAUACGGCCCUAAAUAAUCUUGCCACGAAUACCGAGAACUAUCGACAGAGGUGCCUCAUCAGUCGCAUAAAAGCAAAAGCAAACGAGAGUUUUGAUGGAACUGAAUGUGACAGGUAUGCAAGCUCGUCAAGUAGUGCAUACGAGUCGGUCGAAUCGAGCACCGAGCUUUUUGCCUGUGUUCGAGACCUGGAUUUCCAAGUAAACGCGUUUGAGCAGUCUCGCGAGGCACUGAAUCAGACGGCACAAGAGAUAGAGCGGCAGAUAGAGGCUCUUCAGCAGAGGCUCUCAACGACGGACGUCAAGUUCUCGCACUUGGCCCGAGAGGCUCAGCACGCAGCAGACUCUCAAGACAUACUCGAUUCGCAGUGGCUCUCGUUUCAAUUUGAUUCCAAACGGUACAAAUCCAGUUCAUCAACGCUCUCCUCUCGAACAACGUCUAAUUUUGCUGCUAGUGCUAGUGGUGGUUUCGGUUUUUUUUCGUUCAGUGCUUCAUACAGCAGUUCACGCUCACGAUCAGACUACAGUUUCCAGGCAGCCAUGAAUAGCGCAGAGACAGUUGUAGGUGGAGAACUGCUGAGAGUAACCGUUCAGAGGCCAUGGUUCCGACCUUCUCUUUUCAAGAGCAAAGAUCAGUUUCAAAUACGGGGUCUGACACACAAGAUCUCACCUGGAUACAUCGAAGGAGAGAAACAAUACGUACACGAAAUAACAAGAAGAGACAGCAACUACCUUUUGCCCGAAUAUGUGACCGGUCUUCUGCUGUCCAGAAAUAUCAAUGUCGAAUUCCGGGGAAUUUCUGCAUCACGGUCUGCACGUGCUGUCCGCACAGCUUCCAGCUCCAGGUUCAGUGCUAGAGUAGGGUUUGGGCCGUGGGGUGGAAGCGUGUCGGGCGGCAAAUCUCAGUCUUCGUACCACAGGACCUACUCAAUGGAGAGCACCAGUGAUGGUCUUCGGGUCUCCAUCCCUGGGGCCCAGAUCAUUGGCUACUACAUACAGGUUAUGCCCGAGUUCCCUGCCAUCAAAAAGGAUUCUGUGGCGUAGCUAACACACUGUAGAUACUAAAAAGUGAACCUCUUAUGUAUGAACAUACUGAAAAAAAGACCCCUAUAGCCCCCCUUGCUUAUAGCUGAUAAACUUGUUGUAUGUAGAGAUUGUGACCAGAAUGACUCUCUCUCGGUCUAGACAUGUAUGUAAUUGCUUUAUUCUUUGUUAAUGACAUGACUUUGGGGGAACGGGACAUAAAAUACAUUGUACUGUGUGAAACAACACUAGCAUCGGUGCACAGUGCAUGCGCGGUACUGUUAAUUGACUAACUGGGCUAUAAGUAUGCGUGGUCUCCAGCUACUAGCUCGCAGAGAGUCUUAAACAGGAUCGCUACACUAGUAGGUACAAUACUUACACAAAUAUGAAGUA
Geodia barretti is the source of this 2562-nucleotide messenger RNA. The record is from the annotation of a GenBank genome assembly. Lineage: Eukaryota; Metazoa; Porifera; Demospongiae; Tetractinellida; Geodiidae.